AUCUAGUGAUCUAAUAUGUAUUUCAAAUAACCUGCUUUCAGGAAAAUAAAUUAAAACCACUUUCGUGUUCAUGAAAAUACUCCACAAGCUGAUUUAAUGGCAGCAAUAUCCAAUGUUGCUCCCCACUAAAGUGAUUUGAGGUCAGUCAUUCAAUCAAAAAUUGCGCCACCUACUUCUAGCUUUUUCCCUUUGACCAUGCUUUUUCUGAGUGACAAAACUGGACUUCGUAGGUCAGCCCGGGUUCGGGUGCCACCACCUAACAGGUAUCCGUUUAUUAUAUAUGUACAGACGAAACGGGAAUUAAAGCUAAUUAAUCGGGGUAUCCGCGAGGAGUGCCUGGUAAGUGCGAUCAGUGACAUGGAAUAUUUUAAAUUAUUCAUAAUUUUCGAAGAUUUUAAUGUUUCACAAUAUUCACUUUUGUUUUUCAAAUAAAAUCUCGAAACGCGGGCGGAAAUGCUGGAGAGCGGAACCGUACGAUUGCGCGAUUCAUGAAUUUUCAGUAGCCAUGAGUAAAUUGACGGGGCAACAGGACGCCUUUACUGUGCUUUUUCUGAGUGAUUUUUUUCAUAUUGUUUUAGGUGAGAAAGCUGGCCUUUGUAGGUUAAACCGGGUUCGGAGGCCACAACCCAACCGGUAUCCGUUUGUUAUGUACAUUAAUCGGGGUAUCCCUGAGGUGUGCCUGGUAGGUGCGAACCGUGACAUGGAAUAUUUUAAAUUGUUCAUAAUUUUCGAAGAUUCAAAAUUAAAAUUUGAUUUGUACAUCAAAAGGGCGAUUGAGAUUGCUGAGACGAAGUAAUUCGUACGUAUGUUGUUUCAUUUGGAGGCCAGU
Acanthoscelides obtectus is the source of this 829-nucleotide messenger RNA. The record is from the annotation of a GenBank genome assembly. NCBI's taxonomy places the organism in Eukaryota, Metazoa, Arthropoda, Insecta, Coleoptera, Chrysomelidae.